Macrobrachium nipponense is the source of this 6033-nucleotide messenger RNA. RefSeq names its product E3 ubiquitin-protein ligase Mdm2-like. The record is from RefSeq and is a predicted model, not a curated record. The transcript has 7 exons. Gene Ontology annotation, molecular function: ubiquitin protein ligase activity. Bases 187 to 2319 code for a protein of 710 amino acids. Gene Ontology annotation, biological process: regulation of cell cycle; protein ubiquitination; cell cycle. Lineage: Eukaryota; Metazoa; Arthropoda; Malacostraca; Decapoda; Palaemonidae. Gene Ontology annotation, cellular component: nucleus.
UGCUGCUGCUGCGUUGUUGUUCUUCAUCGUCUAACUUGGACUUGUCGGUUCGCGUCGCAUCAGGACCCCUACUACUUUCCAUUCCUUCCGUCUGUUGAAGCAGGUGUCAACCAUGGCCCUCGUAAGUGACCUCUUCUGACGAAGGUUUUGGGCAGAGGGUGGAGAGGAGAGGAGAAGGCUGGCAUAAUGCCUCCAGAAUUGAAUGAGGUGACACGCCCACUGGCUGUGCCCUCUCCCCAGACCUGUGGAGGAACCAUCUCUGCGGGCCUCCUUCCUCCCAGACCAACAGGCGUUGGGGGAGAGGCUCGUCAGACAAACUGUCCAUCGAUGACAGGGUCUGCUGGAGAAAAUGACACUGCUGUGGCAAGGGCAUCUGUGGGUGCCACAUCCACAAGUUUUGCCAAACUCCUCAUAGCUCCAGACCUGAGAGCUGUUUUUGCUGAAGUAGGAGCCACCGAUAAAGCUUACUCCUUUAAAGAGAUAUUGGGUUUCUUGAAGGCUUAUUUGUAUAGCAAGCGAUAUUUAUUUGAUAGCAGAGAUAUUCUCUAUGUAAAUUGCAAAGAUGACCGUCUCGGCGAUGCGCUGCAAGUUGAUCGGUUUCAUUACACUGAAGUAAGGGGUCUGAUUGCAAGGCAUGUUAUUCCUGUAGAGAACAGCAGUAAUCAAGAGCAUGCUGCAGUUAGUAGUGUAAAUGGAAGUUCUAGUUUGUCAGGAAGUCACGUACCUACCAAUGGCACAAGUUACAGUGAUGCAUCUGCUGUAUCAUUGAAUAGCUGCAUGAAUCGCAGCCCAUGUUUUAAUGGCAAAACGGUUAUUGGAGAAAGUUCUUAUGCUAAUUCUUCUAACCAAACGUUACAUCGAGAGCUGGGAAGACAGAAUACAUACCCGUUUCCUUCCAUCCCAGGGUCAUCUAGGCAAAGUACAUAUUAUGGUGGUAGUCAACGCAGGUCAAGGCUGGUUACUAUAGAGUUUCAGUUUCCUAAUGUUCCAGACAGUAACUCAGACUCAGAAUCUGUCUACAGUUGUCAAGGUUAUGAAACAGCUUUGUGUCGUAACACUGAAUUCGAAGAUUCGGAUGUCUCGGAAGAAAUAGAAUUUGAAGAGUACGACUUGGCGUCAGAUGACAAUGAGGGCCAGGAAGAGGAACUCUCGGAUGACAGUGAUUCAGUGAUUGAGGAUGUUAAGGUUGCUUUGCUUGCCGUUCAAGCAUUGUGUGAUGAUGAAAUAGAAGAAGAAUUUUGGGCUGAUGACGAUUCUGAUACAGAUGAGCAGUCAACAGAUGAAGACCCAGAAUUAGCUCAUGAAAAGUGGGACUGCCUUUCUUGUGGCAUAAAAAACAAAGCUUUUGUGCGCUAUUGUGGGAAGUGCUGGCAGUUAAGGAAAAAUUGGCUUCCUGAGAGACCGAAGAAAAAGAAAAGGAAACCUAGACCAAAGAAGAAAUUGAGGCAAAGAUGCGAUUCACUUAUGUCUGAGGUAAGUGUCACAGAUUGUAAAGAAUCAGCAAAUGAUGGAGAGUUUGGACAAGCACAUCAUAUAUUGACAAGAUCGUCUACAGCCAGUGAACCAGAGUCUAGUGAUCUCAUUAGAACGUCAUCUACUGCUUCUACCGUCUCCUUAGAAAGUUCACUAUCUAGAAAUUACAGUUUUGACAACUUCAGCUCCCAAGAUUCUGGUAGUUCUCAAGAUUCUGGCAUUUCUCUUUCUCAAGAUAAAUAUACUGAAAGCUCCCAAGAUACUGGAAUGGAAGACAUUAAGGCACAGACUUCAAGCUCCCAAUGCACUGAAAAUGAACCCUCAUGUUCUAAGACUGCAGACGUAGAGGGGUCUUCUUCCAGCGUGUUAACACCAACAUUAGAGGAAGAGCCAGAAAAGAGUUCUGUAAUUUUAGAGUCUUCAAAAAGGAAAAGGAAGUCAUCUUCCUUUAAGGAGGACAUUAAAGUUAAAAAAAGCAGAAUCAGCCUUUCGUCAGACUUUGAGGACAAAACAGAUGAGUGUGAAGAUGAAAAAGAUGAAUUGUCUGAAAUUGGAAUGAAGUUGAUAACAGACAAAGCUAAAUUCGUCAACUCAAAGGGAAGUGAGCUGGCCAGUGUUUCCAGUGAAAGUGAAAUUAAAAAGGAGGUCAAGAAUGAACCAGAUGGGGAAGAAUCACAAUUGUGUAUGUUAUGUUGCUCACGACCUAAAAAUGCAACUAUUGUACAUGGUCGCCUAGGUCAUCAGGCAACAUGCUAUCAAUGUGCGCGCCGUCUUUUAAACUCAGGAGCCCGCUGUCCAGUUUGUAGAAGGAAGAUCCAUAUGGUAUGUAAAAACAUUGUUGUGUAAUUUAUAUUUUUUUUCAAAGUCACCUUUACCUUGUUCUGCCAAAGAAAAAAGUGCAAGUUUAUUAUUAUUCUAGAGUUCAGAGAUGUGACUCAGCAGACUUGUUAAAAUAUAUAAUCUAUUGAAUCCCUUAUUGUACAGGUGAAUGAGGAAAAUCUGUGUAAUUUCUUGAUAGUAACUUGUGUGCUACAGUGUAGCCCCUUGUUUUUUGUUGGGGGGGGGGGGGGCGAUUUGGGGGGAGGUGUUUACAGUUAUUUAUUUUUAGUCUUUCCCUUUAGGUUGGUUGUUUUUUUUUUGUUUUUUUUUUUAUUUAACAGAAACCAGAAAGAAAAAACUGCCACAUUCCUAACCUUGUAAGGAAGUAUGCUUUACCCUGAAGUACAUAGUAGUCAGAAGUUCGGCAGUAGCAUUUGAAUGGCAGAAUGUAUUCUACCAAAAUUAGGCCAGUCUUAAUGUAAAAGAUGUAUGCUUGCAUACUUACAUAUUAGGGAUGUGCCCAGGUAUUGGUAUCAGCUAGUUUUUGUGGUAUCGGCCGAUACUUUUGUGAUUAGUAUAGGAAUUUAAAAUCCAUCUAGGCUUCCUAAAAUGUAUGUAUUAACUAAGCCCACCAAACCAGAACCUUUCAUAAUUUAAAUAAAUGAGUCUGUUAACACCCAAAAAUUUGGUAUCGGUGCAUCCCCAAUACAUAUUGUGUGGUUAUGAAGGUGAUAGUUUAUCUCAUCUGGUACAUAAAAUAGUGAAAAAUUCAUAUUUCAGUGUAAUUUUGAAAAUGUCAUUUUAUGAUAUUACUUUCCAUUUCAGGAAGAUGAGUAUUUUUUCAUGCACUCAUUUUAUGCUUUGAGCAGAACAUUUUACAAAUUAACAGUAGAUGCUGUAUUACGUUUUGAAAAUUGCAUUUCAGUCAUUUGUUUUGUCACUUGUGAAGAUUAAGGAACUGAUUGUCCCUCAAAUGUAUUGGGUGGUUAUUGUAAUCAAUGUAUAAUUUGGGGCAAUAUAAAAGAAAUAAAGUUUCUAUCGUGUACAAACCAUACAUUUUACUUGUGCUGUACAUGUUUGAAUGGUGGUAUUAGCUGAGUAGUCCAAAUUAGUAUCCCAAGUUGUUUCCCCUCUCAGUAAGUAUCCCUCUCUAUUUGUGCCCAACACACUUGAUACUGAAAUUAAUUUGUCAAUUCAGACACGUGUCAUUCUGUGUCCCUUUUUCGGUUUUGUUUCUUUUAUUGAACAAUAAUCCAUAACUUAUGAGAUGGUAACAUUUUUCUGAUGCUCAUGGAAUGGAUUGAUUUAGAUGCCUGUUAAAACACUUUGCAUACAAACUGACAAAAUAAGCAUGAAGAAUAACAUAAUUUAGACAUCUGGGUUCACCAAUUUUUAAGCUUCUACACAACCUAGUUUGAAAAUAAAGCAUAAAGAGGACCAUUAGCUUACUUGGAUUCCAGUGUGAAUGGUUAGAGGCUAAUUAGAUGUAGAUCAAAGGGAAUGCAACAAAAUUUAUUUGAGAUGUAUGACUAGUAGCCUAGUGUUUGCACCCUGUGACCUAGGCUUGGUCAAGACAAGAAGAUGAUUAGCCAUGACUUGCAUUGGAUGUGAAGCUAUAAUAUAAUUAUGGAACUAGCAUGCCAGCUUCCUAUAAUAGACCUCUUGUAGAACUGGAUUCCACUAAUAGAAGUUGGAGAGCCAAUUUCUCAGAUUACUUGCCAAUUAAUAAAUUAACUAAUGAUGCAGAGUUGCACGUUUUCCUCCACCAAGAUCACCUGUAAUCUGUGUAGUGUGUGGUCCAGAGUUCGUCAUCUUUAUCAUCAUAUAUCAAUGGGACAAUUUUUUUUCAUUUGUGUUAUCUAUUUAUAUUUUUUCUUUUAUAACAUAUUCUUCUGUUGGUUGGAGUCUGAUGAUCGAAGGCAUGCACAGUGCAUAUUAUACUGAUGACUUAGAAUUCCAUAGGUUUAGGAGUGAGUGGAAUAACAUUGAAUUGACUAAGUCGGCAGUUUUUGUUAGUAUCAAGAACUUUGUUAUUAUCAAGAACAUGGCCACCUCACUGUAAUUAUCAGUAGUUAAAGAAGUAUACUUUCAAAGUCCUUUGAAAAUAUGUAGCAGUUUUAAGUUUUCAUUCCACAAAAAAUCUGUGAAUCUUAGUUAUAUUUCAUAAGAAUUUGUGCAACCUGUAAAAGGAGGAAAAUAAUGGAUCCUGCCCACAAAAACAUCGAGGAAAUGAAUAUGUUGAAAAAACAGCUAAAGCUGCAACUACUCUGUACAGGUGCCAAAUCAAGCUGAAAAACAGCUAAAGCUACAACUACCUUGUAUAGGUGUCAAAUCAAGCUGAAAAAAAUUGCUAAAGCUGCAACUACUUUGUAUAGGUGCCAGAUCAAAUAGGCCUGUUCCUGUCAAUGUAAAACUGAUCAUGUUUAGCAAAUGGCAGCCUUAAUGAAUGAUUAUGACAGCAAAUUAAAAUGGAAUAAUGACCCCACUUUCUGACAUUUGCUAACCUCAUUUCCAGAAGAAUGCCACAUUAAAGUAAUUUUUUCCUAUCAAAAUGGGUUUACUUGUGGCCUCGUGGGUAGUUGAUGAGUAACCUACAUUACCCAUACCCAGUCCUUGAUUGCAAAUCACACACACACAAUUGCUAUGUAAUAUUUCAGUUUUCAAUCAGCAUUCGGUAAUAAUUUCUAAAAGUGAGUCUUUUAAUGAAGUUUUGUCAGUUUUGACAAUGUCAAUUUGUUUAGUUUGGAGGAGAAAAAAAAAAACAAGAAUGGUGAAGUCAGUGGUUGUUAUUCUUUUAGCAAUAAUAAUGACAGCAAAAUAAUGACAGAAAUGAGUUGUCAUUUAUUGAACAAGAUCUGAAGUGUAUAUUGGGAAUCAACAUUUGGUCUGGAAUGAUACAUUCAAUGUCAAUUGAGGAGUGUAUUUAUAUACUAUUCAAUAAUGAUAUUCUUAAAUUUUGAAUUGCUUGACAGCUUAAGCAUCAACAUUUUUUAAAGGGUAAUCUAGGUGUCAAGUUUCCAGAGGUUUGUCUUCAAAAAUAUAUUUUUGGCAUCUUGCAAAUGUAGAUAAUGUCUUGUGUGAUAUUGUGUUUAUUUGGUUCCAUGUUAUUGUGGUUAUUUGGUUUCUUUACUAGCAAUAUAAAUGCCAGGCAAGACCUAUGAAUUUUCUCUUCAGUUGUUAACUAUCUCACCUAACUGCUCUGCUCUCAGCAGUAUAGCACAAAUAAAAGUAAAGUUGAGUAAAGGUAGCAAGUACUGUUCUUACACACUGUAUAUUUGUUAUUAUUGUAACUAUUCUCGCCUAAUAUUGCACUGUUUUCAGCAGUAUAGCACAACUAAAAGUAAGUUUGUAUAAAGGGAAUAGAUAUUGUUUUACAUUCUAUAUAAUUGUUAUUAUGGAAGGAUAAAAUUACACUGUAUCAAGGAAGCAGUUAUCAAAAGGAAAAUAAAUUUGACUAGUGUACUGUAUCAAGGAAGCAAUUAUCAAAGGGAAAAUAAGUUUCAUUAAUGUGUACCAAGUGUUAAAAGUGAGAAAUGCUAUUAUUUCCCAUGUGUCCAAAUGAAUUUAUUUUGUCUUAGAGGAGGUUAGCAUGGCUAUUACCUCCCUGAGAUGUAUAUUAUAUAUGAGAGAGAGAGAGAGUUAUCUUUCUUUGGAAGGUGCAUGAAUUUAUGAGAGCUUGGAGGAGGUUUGAUCACAUCCCCAAGUGUUUUUUUUUUUUUUUCAAUAAAGGAAUUCAAGGAA